This is a messenger RNA of Darwinula stevensoni, 2098 nucleotides long. The record is from the annotation of a GenBank genome assembly. Lineage: Eukaryota; Metazoa; Arthropoda; Ostracoda; Podocopida; Darwinulidae.
AUGAAGGCGGAGCCACUCCUGUUUUUGGCGGUGAUUUUCUUGGCUCUGGGUCUCCUGGCAGACUCAAGGACCUUGAAGAGAAACAAGAGAAUCAAGCAAAAUGAGGUCGGAGAGGAUCAGGCAGAAGGAGGAGGAGGAAGUGGUGGAGGUGUAGGUGUGGGUGUAGGUGUAGAAGGAGAAGAAGCAACCGAAGAAGAAGAUCACGAUGCAGGAAUGGUCGAUGGAGACAUUCUGGAUGCCUAUGAGGAAAGCCAAUCAGAAACGGAUGGGAAAGGGGAAAAGAUGAAGAAACUGACCCCGAACUAUGUACCCUAUGACGAGGACAUGGCCGGCAUCGAAGAACCCAUAGCCCUUCCCCUUCAGACUCGUCCGUGGACAAAUGCGAUCGAAGAGCUGUACAGAAGACGACGGAGUCCAGGAAAGAAGGCUCACGGUGCUAUGGAGGUCAUGAGAAGGAAGAGAGGAAGGGGGCCGAGUCGAUGGAAGAGAUCCUACUACAACAGCUACCCUCGAGUGGAUUAUGACACCCUUCAGGCUCUUUGGGAGGACCCCCGCUUCAGGGACAUAAUGGACAUGUGGGAAGAGGAAGCCCUCCAGGUCCCUCCACACUAUCUUGACUACGAGGUCGACACAUUCCCCACUGGCGAAGGAGUGGCAGAGAACUAUCUGAGUGAAGGGGUGAAAGGCUUGGAAUAUCCCUAUUAUCAGUUCGAGGAUGAAAAACUCUCUCCAUCUCACGCCGAGAAGAGGAAAAGCGUGUUCAGGGAACGCGAUCGCAUGCUCCACCCUCGCCGACCCCACAAGAGACUUCAGGAUGGAGAGGAGGACGUGUACUUUCUGGCCAAGCUCCUCAGCUCCCAACCUGAAAUCAAUCCCCAAGUCCCUCUCGUUCGUAGACCCAUCUUGUAAUUUCUUUUUCUUCCUCCCGUCGAAGCGUCGUCGGCACGCGAAUUUUCCGCCGCCGCGCGCUCUAUAGUCAUUUCACGUAUGAACCUCAGUCGAGGGAAAGUGGAUGAGUGAAACUCUAGUCAAAUUCCUGUACAGAAAGGAAGAAAAGGAUCUCUAUUCUUCUAUAUGUGAUAUGCGUUAAUGUACGUCACCGGAUCUCCGGAUGUCAGAUCUCUCAUUUUGUCGGGCUCUACUUUGCUCGAUGUAUCUCGAUGUAUUUCGUUAAUUUGCACCGGUCACGAGAGCAGUUUCGUGGAUGACCUCGGACGAUUCCACCCACCGAAUGUUACAAUUUUGUAAUGCUUCAGCACAAGAUGGCGCUUCGACUAGAAAUUUUCACUCCUUUAUUUUUACUCGUCUGUCUUGUGGCGUGUCUGACCCAUCGUUCGCGAUGGAAGUCUUCGUAAAUUCGUUGCAUUAGAUUUGCACGUUUUCGAAAUUAUUUUCGUGUGAUUCAAUGGUGUUUGCACGAGAAAACUCGUGUCGAUUUGGGGCAGCUUUAAACCAAAGACUCGCUUUUCCUCUUCCGACGGAAGCCAGUAUUCCUGGAUCCGUGGAAUCCCUCUUCGUCUAGUCACUUAGUCCUCUUCUCACUUCUCCUAUAUGUAAUAAAUGUAUCGUGCAUGCGCGUCGGUAAGGAUCGAUGUUGAGAUUAUUUGCGUCGCUUCUUCGCCGCGUUGGAUAUGUUACUGUGAUGGGGAACUUGGCUUCGUCGAGCUCCGCUGGACUGUGAAAUGGGAAAGGAAAAUAAUUCCAUUUUAUGCUAUCGUAGGUGUACGUUAUUUAUUUAUGCUCCUUUCAAAGUCGAAAGGGACUGCACCAGCGUCUUCACACGAUAUUGCAUUUGUCGUUCUGCUUUCCUGCUUUUUGGCUCUACUUCUUCGCACCUCUCCCGAUCGUAUCAUAGGUCGUAAUUUAAUUACUUUCGCAUCAUCGUUGUUGAAUGAAGGACGUGAGAUGCGAUGGUGCUGAAAUCAGUAGAGAGUUCUUUAGCUUUUAGUCUCUCCUUCGACUUUUACCAGUUUAAAACUUUCUGGAUGUAAAUGUUCUCCUUCCUUAAGCGAGACGUCAUUUUAAAAAGUGAGGGUCUCUGCGAGGUCGCCGGAUCGUGCAAUCUUCACUUGGAAUAAACAUGAAUGUUUCCAACAAA